Osmerus eperlanus (European smelt) is the source of this 4439-nucleotide messenger RNA. RefSeq names its product zinc finger protein 160-like. Gene Ontology annotation, molecular function: chromatin insulator sequence binding. The transcript has 6 exons. Bases 162 to 3470 code for a protein of 1102 amino acids. Gene Ontology annotation, biological process: regulation of transcription by RNA polymerase II. Gene Ontology annotation, cellular component: chromosome. The record is from RefSeq and is a predicted model, not a curated record. Lineage: Eukaryota; Metazoa; Chordata; Actinopteri; Osmeriformes; Osmeridae.
AGCAAUUCAAAUCGUGAGAACCCAAAUGAGAAGAAGAGGACGGAACACGGUUGUUUGCUAGCUCUAACCAAGGCAUUCAGCUCCGUCCCAAGUUCUUUGCUUUAAAGCGUCAGCAGAAAGUACCGUAGACUAGCACUACUCUCUCAUUAUGCUGGCGUAGUAUGAGCAUACGAGCAAACAUGGAUAUUACAAAGAUAAUUUUUUCCACUAUUCCAGUGUCGUCCGUCCGUGUUUUGGUUCCGCCUGUGAGGUUGGUAUCUGCAGCUCUAUGGCAAGUCGUUGAGAGGGGUAAUGUCCAAGACUACGGAGUGCUGGACACGUUUGUUACCGAGGUGUUAGCGGUCAUCCCGGAUCUGAUGAGCUACCGAGAUACGGUCCAACUCCUCAUGGGGCUGCGAGCGCGGCUGGUUCUAGAGCUGUGCCUUUCUGACCUGGUCGACUCGGAGACCAUCCAGCAACAACUAGACAGAAUAAGGACCUGCAGCGCUAUGCACAGGAGACAGGAGAUCUCUGAUCCAGACGUGGAAACAUCAGUGUCACACUUUCUGAAGCUGAUUGAAACCCUGCUGGAACAGCCAGCGCAGAGGGAACACUACUUCCGGAACAUGUUUCCAGAGGAGUUUGGCCCCAAGUAUGACUUUGCUCUUCAGACUCUGGUGUGGGAGUUUCUCUCCAGGUUGGACACUCUUCUUCCUACUCCAACCCUUAAACAGGUGUCAUCGUUUCUCAGCUCCGCCCCCUCUGUCCUGGAGGAGUUGCAGCAGUCUGGGUGUUACCUGAAGCCCUUGAGCACCCUUCUUCUGAACCAUAACAAUACAGGUGGACAUUCCUACACCAACGGUAAUGUCUCUGAAGACAACUACAUUCUCUGUACGCUCUCUGAGUCCUGCCUAGAGACGCUUGACAACUUGGGUGUCCGUGGCGACUCAGAGGUCCAAUCAGAGGCUGUGGAGGGAUGUCCCGGUGUUCAAAGUCCAGCCUUGUCUUGCAUCCAGUCAGCUAUACCUUUGUGGUCAGAAUCCAGUCACACAGAAGCUCAGAGGAUACGUGCUGAUCAAGCAAUGGGCGUCCAAACUGGACCUUCUAGUCCAGAAGAGGAACCAGAGGACAACUUUGAGAGGGAGGAUGAGGAGGACACAGCAGUCGAAAUGCAGACUGCAAAGGAUGAAGAAACAGAUUUGGCUUGUAACACACUUCUUAGUGACAGAAACCUGGAAACUAGAGAAGAAACUACCAGAACCAAAGGAGUGGUGAUGGACGAGUCUUCAACAGUUAUUUCCUGUCUGCUCCAUCAACCACAGGUUGUUCUAUACAGAAUGGAAGUCACUGAUGAGCUGUUGUCUGGGCUGGAGUCCACCUUAACAGCACAACAACUGGACAGGAGGAAGAAGAAGAGGGUGGGGGAGGAGGGACAUCCACAGGGGAUGAGAGCAAAGGUUGUUUCUCGCAAGAGUGACUUCUGUAGGAUGUCACCUACGUCUCAGUUUGAGAAUCCCGGCGAAGCUGCGGCCACAGAGCGAGGAGAAGGACUGUCCCCUCUCCGCACAGAUCAGGAUUCUCCCUCCGUUGAUGCAUUGUAUGUUGGGAAGCGUGUGAAAACGUGCUCCCGGUGUGGGAAGAGUUUUUCCAAUGCAAAGGACUUUACCAGACACAUGAUCGUUCAUGCUAAGCAGAUUCCCCACCGCUGCACAGGGUGUGGGGAAGAAUUUGAUGACUCUGAGAGUUUGGAGGAACACCAGGAGGACUGUCACGUGUCCAGCCACAACGAAGACUCAGAUUGGGAGCAGGAUGACAAGUCUGUGUCGUCUUUAUCGUCCGCUGAGAUGGAGCCAGAACCAGGGACUCUACCUCAGCAGAAAACCUCCACUAGCCGUCCCUCUCCAGGGCAGGAUAACAAACGACCCUGCCCCAUUUGCAACAAGAAGCUUCACCGCAACUCAACAAAUCUACACAUUAGAAGAUGUUCAAAGAGGAACAAUUUGUGCUGUGAUUGUGGGAAGAGAGUUGAUCUUGCUCCUCCAAGCUCAGAGUGUCUCGGGGGAACAGCUGGCCCGGACGCCAGAGAGGCAUCCUGUAUGAACGGGACCGGGGUACAGCAGGUCACCAGCACCACAAACUCAACAUCAGCUGCCUCCACCACUCUCCACAGUCAGGGACAACCCUUCAGAGUAGUACCUAAAAGAUCCCACCGAACCUGCCUUUUGUGUAACGAGACCUUCAAAGACACCCACACCAUGGCAGAGCACCUGAAACUGCAGCAUAACCUAAACCCUCACUCGUGUCCUUGUGGGAAAACAUUUACCUCUUCUGGUGAAAUGGAGGAACACAGUCUCAACUGUAUGUCUCGGACAAGGUGCCCUUCGUGCAGAAAAGGCUAUGUUCAAUCUCCCCAGCUUUCAGCGAGCCAGAGUGUGGAGACGAUCCUCGUUGGUCAGCAGACCGACCUUCAGUCAACUUCAGUAGAAGACCUCAUGGAGAGCCAGUUGCGUGGCAGCAGUGGUGAGGCCUCUCAGGACAGGCAUGGACCAGACACACGUGUGGGGGUGAAGUCUCCCAGACGGCAGCAAGACUCUGGGGAAGAGGUCCACCAGAACCUGCAGCCGGGCCAGGAGGACCAAGCGCACAGCAGCCAGGCCUCGGCCCCGAGCCAGAGUGUCACAGAUUCUCCUCAGCCUCACGGAAGCACCGUCUCCCCCCAGAACCAAACCCCCGUCCGGGCUCCACCCUCCGGUGUGAUCAUGGACAACCGGACGUGUCCUGUGUGCUUCAAGAGGUUUUCCAAUAAAUCGAGCCGGGAUCAGCACAUAAGGAGACAUGAAAAGGGACCUUUCAGCUGCAGCAUCUGUUCCCACAGCUUCGGGUGCAAGAAGGAUCUUGCCAGACAUCAGGCCAAAGUAGCCAGAGUAGGCUGUGGGCCCACGCGCCGUAAUCGUACCAUGGUGGACAGAGAGCCAGCAGGAGAAAUCGCGAGCUUCAAGUGUUCCCAUUGUAAUGCCGUGUUCAUGACGGGAAAGAAACUUCAAGUCCACAUGUUGUAUCACACAGGAGACGGCUUCCCCUGUAAGUACUGUGGCAAGGUGUUCAGUAACAACAACAGCUUGAUGAAUCAUAUAAAAACGCAUGUUGACAGGUCACACCUGUGUGAGACGUGUGGUAAAGGUUUCGCAAAAGCAAUAGGUUUGAAACGUCACCUGCCUGUCCACGAUGAUGCUAGGCCCCACGUCUGCACAGAGUGUGGCAAAAGUUAUAAACAGGAGACAUAUCUUAAGUCACAUAUUCGAUUUUCACACCGCAGGGAGCGACCAUUUCCUUGCACUCUUUGCCAAAUGCGCUUUGUCAGCCUGUCCCGCCUACAUAAGCACAUGACAUGCCACAGCAACAAGACUUUUGGGUGUGCGCAUUGUGGUAAGCGUUUCAAAAGCGAGGAGUACUUCAAGAAACACGUUUGUUUAUCUGUCCCACUCUUUUGAUAUUAGUUGAAAAGUCUUUGUCGCAAUUAUUUACAUUUGACAGUUUGUCGUGAGUUAUUUGUAGCAACAGAAAUGUAUAAUUUGUCACAAUUUAGCUCAAGGUCAUGACAAAAAGGGAAUCUACACAACAGAGUUGCAAUGAGUAAUAAAGAUUGUAUUUCUUGUAGUAGAAUCUUGUAGUAGAAUCUGUUGUGUAGGGAGUGUGUGGGAAACGAUUCCAAAUUUUGUAUCUUAAUUUUACAAUGAAACUUUUAUUAUGAGACACAUUUUUCCGUUAUAGAAUUUGGAUUUCUUAAAUCCAAAUGUAGGCUAAUCAUAUUUUAUAAUUUUGUAAAUGUUUGGUUCUUUAUAUUUGUUUUACAUUGUAUUUAACUUUUUUAAUACUCUGUAAAGCAUCCUUGGGUGUGAAAAAAGUGAAAUGACAGUUUGUAUUAUUAUUGACUGUAGCCAAAACAUUACAACGUACACUGUAAACAGGCGCCCACUUCUCUGCCUCAAACGUGACUUGUAUCCAUGGAAACGGUAAAUAUCCGUGCUCUGCGGUUGACUUCUUCAGGAAAUAAAAACUAUCUUGACCUAGAUUAACGAAGUUAUCUAAUCAAAUACUGAAGUCUAAGGUUUUGGUUUGCUGACAACGGCUACUGGUAAAAAGUAAAAGCCUGUUACAUUUUUCUAGCACUACAGCUACAGUAGUGCUAAAUUUGAAACUAGAACUAAACUACAGUAUGCAGUCGGUUGAAGAACAUUCAAUAUUGCGGUAUGCUUUAACCGGAGAUCUCAGAGGUCUUCAGGAAUAUUUGGAAACCGUCGAGAGUUUAACAGUAUCAGACAGAGAAUCUCCAAAAUAUUUAUUUAAGGAAAAGGAUGAACUCGGCAGGAAUGCCUUUUUUACAGCAUGCGCGCUGGGAAGAGACGAUAUCGUCCGAGAACUGGUAAAACAUGGAGCAGAAGUCAAUGAACUCACUGCUA